AGGCGCAGCGGUGGUGGCGGCGGCGCCCGGGGCAAGCGGCGGCGAGGGGGGGGAAGAUGGCGGACGUGCUCAGCGUCCUGCGACAGUACAACAUCCAGAAGAAGGAGAUUGUGGUGAAGGGAGACGAAGUGAUCUUUGGGGAGUUCUCCUGGCCCAAGAAUGUGAAGACCAACUAUGUGGUUUGGGGGACUGGAAAGGAAGGCCAACCCAGAGAGUACUACACUUUGGAUUCCAUUUUAUUUCUACUUAAUAAUGUGCACCUUUCUCAUCCUGUUUAUGUCCGUCGUGCAGCUACUGAAAAUAUUCCUGUGGUUAGAAGACCUGACCGAAAAGAUCUUCUUGGAUAUCUCAAUGGUGAAGCAUCAACAUCAGCAAGUAUAGACAGAAGUGCCCCUCUAGAAAUAGGUCUUCAGCGAUCCACUCAAGUCAAACGAGCUGCAGAUGAAGUUUUAGCAGAAGCAAAGAAACCAAGAAUUGAGGAUGAAGAGUGUGUGCGCCUUGAUAAAGAGAGAUUGGCUGCUCGUUUGGAGGGUCAUAAGGAAGGGAUUGUACAAACUGAACAGAUCAGGUCUUUGUCUGAAGCUAUGUCAGUUGAAAAAAUUGCUGCAAUCAAAGCUAAAAUUAUGGCUAAGAAAAGAUCUACUAUCAAGACUGAUCUAGAUGAUGACAUAACUGCCCUUAAACAGAGGAGUUUUGUGGACGCUGAGGUGGAUGUGACUCGAGAUAUAGUCAGCAGAGAGAGAGUAUGGAGGACACGAACAACUAUAUUACAGAGUACAGGAAAGAAUUUUUCCAAGAAUAUUUUUGCAAUUCUUCAGUCUGUCAAAGCCAGGGAGGAAGGGCGUGCGCCUGAACAGCGACCAGCUCCAAAUGCAGCACCUGUGGAUCCUACGUUGCGUACUAAACAGCCUAUCCCAGCUGCCUAUAACAGAUAUGACCAAGAAAGAUUCAAAGGAAAAGAAGAAACGGAAGGCUUUAAAAUUGACACUAUGGGUACCUACCAUGGCAUGACACUUAAAUCUGUAACGGAAGGUGCAUCUGCCCGUAAGACUCAGACUCCUGCAGCACAGCCAGUACCAAGACCAGUUUCUCAAGCAAGACCUCCUCCAAAUCAGAAGAAAGGAUCUCGAACACCCAUUAUUAUAAUUCCCGCAGCUACCACCUCUUUAAUAACCAUGCUUAAUGCAAAAGACCUUCUACAAGAUCUGAAAUUUGUUCCAUCAGAUGAAAAGAAGAAACAAGGAUGUCAACGAGAAAAUGAAACACUAAUACAGAGAAGAAAAGAUCAGAUGCAACCAGGGGGCACUGCAAUUAGUGUCACAGUACCUUAUAGAGUUGUAGACCAGCCUCUUAAACUUAUGCCUCAAGAUUGGGACCGAGUUGUAGCAGUUUUUGUGCAAGGUCCUGCUUGGCAGUUCAAAGGUUGGCCAUGGCUUUUGCCUGAUGGAUCACCAGUUGACAUAUUUGCUAAAAUUAAAGCCUUUCAUCUCAAGUAUGACGAAGUUCGUCUAGAUCCAAACGUUCAAAAAUGGGAUGUAACAGUGUUAGAACUCAGUUAUCACAAACGUCAUUUGGAUAGACCAGUUUUCUUACGGUUCUGGGAAACAUUGGAUAGGUACAUGGUAAAGCAUAAAUCCCACUUGAGAUUCUGACUUAUUUGGUUCCUCCAUCUCUAAAAAUCUGGAUUAAGAAGCAUGGAUAUACCUUGAUCUAAAGACUCAAGCUUUAUGAAUUUAUCAGGAACUUAUAAAUGAAGAAGGUCACAGAUCAAUCUUUUAUAAGACCUUAUUUGAUGCUUUUGCUUCAAAAGGAUGAUGCCUGUCAUCCAAAUAAGCAAACUUUUUGGCUUAUAACUAUUUUUUUAAUAUUAGCCUUCUAGUCUGUAAUGGAAAUUGUAUAUUUUGAUAGAAGUUUUUUCUCUAUUGGUUAAAUUAGCAUUACUUAAAAUUUGUUUCUUUAGAAAAUAAAUACAGGUUAUAAAUGUGUGUAUAUUUAGAGGUUAUAAGGCUCUCUAAGCCAUCUUGCUUCUGAUUUUUCAUUGCUCUAUAAUUCCUUUUACUGAAAAUACUGUGUUAUGAAUGGUAUUAAAUUUUAGACUCUGGAACUUCAAAAACCAAGCAAAGGGAUGUGACUAUUUUGAAUGAAUCAAAAUUUCAACCUGUAUGUAUGCUAUGUCUACAUGUAUUCUUUAUUUAAAAAGAAAUAAUGAAAAAUCCACAACAGUUCUUCAGCUUUGGUUGACUGUUCAGCCUUUUCAAGACUUCUCAUAAAUGAAUACAUUUGAUGAAUGUACAUUCUUCUCACUUGAUAAUUUUAAAUCUUAGAAUGAUAUAUUUCUAUUUGCGAUACCUUUCCUGUUGGAAAAUCUCAAAACACAAAUUAAAAAACACGAUUGGCUAUAUAGCAGCUUAUUUUGGAAGCUAGAGUAUGAUUUGAGGGAAAGUAUAUAUCAGCACCAUUGCAGUAUAACUUUCUUGUUAUUUUAUAUGGUAUAGGAUUUUGAGUCUUCUUUGUCAAUUUUGGACUUCUUUAUCUUCCAUUAUCCCUAACUAUUGAUAAACUUCCGGGCACCAAAGAUCAUUUGCUUAAGUGUCUGAACAGAAACAAGAUUAAAAAACACUGGUAUUUUUGUGUGUAUUCAAUAUGGUAUAAAAUGUAAAACCUAUAUUUUAACUUAGUAAAAUAUUUUACUAUUUCUCUACUUUAGACAGAGUGUUGCAUUCAAGGUCCUGGAGUCUAUUUAUUAUUUUUUUUUUAAUCUUUUUCUUCUUAAAAACUCCUGGGAAGUUUAAUUCCCCUAAAUUGUUUUUACCAUUAGAACUGUUGCUGACCAUUUUCUUAUGUCAUUUUUUUUUUCACAGUGAUUCUCUCUUUAACAUUUUUUAAAAAAAUAUAUAAACAUUUAGCCCUUUCUUAUCAAGCUGAUAUUCUCUAGUCAUUUUUUGAAAUUUAAUGCUGUCUUUAAAAUGAGAAGCAAUUAUUAUUUAUAUUUUAAGUAAUGACAAAAGUCCUUAUCAAUAGGGAAUUUACAAGGCUCUCCAAAAGAAAAGCAGCCAGCAUUUUAAAUUAUUAAAUUUUAGUAUAUUUAUUAGGUUUGAACAGAUGCUGCUCUCAUUUUCUUCCUCCUUUCUUUGCAUCUACUCUUUCUGAAGAUAAAAGAAAACUCAAUUUGUUCACAUUAGAAUUUCUCAGCAUAUGAAUCUGUUCUCAAAUUAUGUAUUGUGUAAACUCCAUGAUGAAAUAGACAUGUACUAGAAUCUAUAAUAUUUUUAUGUAAGAUUACUUAUUAAGACUACUACAAGUGGACAUGGACUACCUUUCCAUAAAGAUUUUUGGUAUUUAUACUGAUACAUGAAAUUUACUUGAUACAGAGUGUGGUUAAAAUUAACAUCUUUGAACAAGGUUUAUUUUUCUAUUUUGAAUUUUCCUUAUGUAUAUUCAAAGGCUUCUGGAAAUAUUGUAUGGAACAUUAGGAAAAGUACAAAUAUGCUAUUCCAUGUACUUAAAAAUCAGAGUCUUAGUAUGCACUUGGGUUACUUUUUCUCUCUUUGACCAUUUGUUUCCUUAUUUAGGUCAUGUAAUUAAUUUUAUAAUGAUUAAUUCUAAAAAACCCACAAAACAAAACUCUCAGUGAAUUACUAUUUAUUCUCCCAUGACUCAGUUCUACAGCAGCACCUAAGACAGUGCCUUGCACAUAGUAGGCAUUCAGUAAAUAUUUAUAUGCAUGAAUGAGUGAUGUAUUUUCAUUGUAACUGGUUUAUUACAGAAACGUAGUUUGACGAUACUUGAUCUUGGAGUUUGGGAAUACAGAAUUAACAGGGGAAAGAGGCAUAAGUAGAUAAUUUAAUGGAAAUGAAGAGCACAUUAAUAAACUUGACUUACCCAUAAGUUACUAUUAACUGGAGAUACCCUAAUGUGUUCUGACUGUAAAGGAGGGCUUUUGUUUCUUUAUUCCUUGGAGUCUUCUGAGUCAAGUAACAAUAAGAAAGAAGCACAUAGAUUUCAAUCAAUAGAUCUGAACACUGAACAUUGGAAUCACUUGGAGAGUUUUGAAAAAAUAUCUGUGACUAAAUGCCUAUUCUCAUUUAAUUUAUCUGGGAUGAGACCUGAUCUCAGUAUUUUUCAGAAGUUCUUGAGGUAAUUUAAAAUGCAAGAAGGAAGGAGAAUCACUGGUUUAAUUUGUUAUUUGAAAACAAAACCAGUAUUAAAUGUUUCCACUUCAUUCUCCUUUUCUAAUGUGUGUGGGUGUGUUUUGUGUGAGGUCACUCUUUGCACUAGACCAUCCCUCCUAUUGUGGCAUUGACCUAUAUUCCCAAAUGACAAAUUAAAAUCUUAUUUAUUUAAUAUAGAAGGACUAUUUUGCUGUUUAAUAUUUAAAUAAUGUUUAAUAUAUUUUAUUAUUAACUAGUAUUAUAGCUUUAUGGUUUGUUUCCCAUGUGUUCAUUUCCUUACUAACUCUGUUUUUAGCAAUAGCACAAUAGCAGUCCAUACAGGAAUAAUUCAUAAUGAGGAAAAUCUGAAUUUUAAGGUAGAAAGAAGUAUUAAUUUUCUUAUCUGCCAUGCAGAAUGAGUCAGAUUGUUUAUGAAAAGAGGCAUACUUUAAAUUGGUCUGCACAAAAGAGUAAAUUACUCAAAUAAAAUUCACUGUCUAAUCAACACUGAAGGGAAUAUUUUUCCUAAAUAAAAUUUUUUUUGACUCCUAACAAAAUUAAGGUGAUAACAGUGUUCUUAUUUGGAGGGUGGGAAGGGAAUAUUUGUCAAACUAAUGUAGUAUAUGAAAUUCUUUGAGAUUUAACAGUAUAUUUUAUAAUAUUACACAAAAAUUUAAAACUGGUCAAAAUUAAUGGCUUAGAAAGUGGCUUUAAACUUAAUGCUUUUGGUUUAGUGUGUUCCCAGCCCCCUAUAACUCUCCUAGUACACGCUAGGUAAGUGCUCACUUGAGUUAAACCUUCAGCCCUAAAUUUUGUGUUUUUAAAGUGCUUAUUUAAAUGUAAAAUAUAACUUGAAGUUUAUUUUCCAGAUAAAUUUUUAUUAAAGCCUACACACAUACCUACACAAACAUAAUACAUGCUCAUGUUUCUUAAUAAAGAAAAUUUUGGUCUGCCUAUUUAAGAUUUAUGUAGAAUGCUAAAGAGAAAUAAUUUAUAAAAUAAAAUAGGAAUUGUAGAAAUAUGUUCUCAACUCAAAAAGUUGGUGGCUGCUAUUUUUCUUUAAAAAAUAAAAAUUGAUUACACUGA
Ictidomys tridecemlineatus (thirteen-lined ground squirrel) is the source of this 5237-nucleotide messenger RNA. RefSeq names its product cell division cycle 73 (gene Cdc73). Gene Ontology annotation, molecular function: RNA polymerase II complex binding. The record is from RefSeq and is a predicted model, not a curated record. Gene Ontology annotation, cellular component: Cdc73/Paf1 complex. NCBI's taxonomy places the organism in Eukaryota, Metazoa, Chordata, Mammalia, Rodentia, Sciuridae. Gene Ontology annotation, biological process: transcription elongation by RNA polymerase II; positive regulation of transcription elongation by RNA polymerase II.